This is a messenger RNA of Tripterygium wilfordii, 1108 nucleotides long. Its product is annotated as thioredoxin-like 2, chloroplastic. The record is from RefSeq and is a predicted model, not a curated record. The coding region runs from base 176 to 850 and encodes 224 amino acids. Gene Ontology annotation, biological process: cell redox homeostasis. NCBI's taxonomy places the organism in Eukaryota, Viridiplantae, Streptophyta, Magnoliopsida, Celastrales, Celastraceae. The transcript is spliced from 4 exons.
UCUGCUCUGCGCUUCAUCGUAAAAUUAGGUUCACACGCUGCAGAAAAACGAAGGUGGAAAACACAGCCGGCUGAGUCUCUUUCAAUGGCUUCUCGCGUCUGCCUUUGACCUUCCAUGAGUAUUUACAUAUCGAAUUGAAAUUGAAUUAUCUCUCUUCUUAUUCCUCAAUCUCUAGAUGGCUGACGUUGUUCGAUUAUCGUCUCAUUCUCCUCGAUUUUCGUCUUCUUUGCUCACAUCUUUCUCCUCCACCUCGAAUUCACUCCAACUGAGCCUCCCAUCGAUUCCGAGUUGUAAUUCGGAUAAGAGGAUUUGUACUGUUUUACCCCCCUCGACUGCUGGUUUUCCUCGCCGGAAGCAAUUACCAUCUUUCAAGGUACGUUCAACUCUUGCUGAAACUGAACAGCCAAAAUGGUGGGAAAGGAAUCCCGGACCAAACAUGAUUGACAUACAUUCUACACAGGAAUUUUUGAGUGCCCUAAGUGAAGCUGGAGAGAGAUUAGUUAUUGUCGAAUUUUAUGGAACCUGGUGUGCUUCUUGUCGUGCAUUAUUUCCUAAGUUAUGCAGGACGGCGGAAGAACAUUCUGAAAUUUUAUUCCUGAAAGUCAAUUUUGAUGAAAACAAGCCUAUGUGCAAGAGCAUGAAUGUUAAAGUGCUUCCUUACUUCCACUUCUAUCGUGGGGCUGAUGGCCAGCUGGAAGCCUUUUCAUGUUCGCUGGCCAAGUUUCAAAAGAUAAAAGAUGCCAUUGCAAUGCACAACACAGCUCGUUGCAGCAUUGGUCCUCCCAGAGGAGUUGGAGAUCUUGAUCUGGAAGCACUCUCUGCACCAAAGGACAAGCCAACACAAGCAUAGGUCACUCUGUUUAGCAACUGUCUAUAUUUAUGGAUUGCUGUGCAUGUUAUACCCGCGAGGAAUCUCCGCAUGACGGCAAGCAAGCUAUCUAUUCAUAUUCUGUAUAUCUAUGAUUGAUUUUCUUUGUAAAAGAAUAUUGAAGCAGGAGAAGAUAAUUCUUUGUCAUUCUUGUUCUGAAUGUGAUGUGUAUGUAAAUCUUAGAGAACUCUCCAGAGGAAAUGAAGUUUCAAGUUCUGAAUGUUUUUAUAUCGUUCAAAA